ACUCAUGCACAUAACUCCUGUUGACAACAUCCUCUGACCUCGCCAGGAAACCUGUCCCUUUUUUGUAUUUUUCAAGGCUGCAAGGAUCUAACAUGAAGCCCAAAUCUUUGCAAAGACUGUUUGACAGGAAUUCAGCCGAGGCUUUUGGUCAGGCAGCAAAAUACAGGCGGCAUGUUGAUCAUGAGGAGCAGUCGUCCUGUGAGGAAACAGCCGAAGAUGGAGAAGAAAAGAAGGAGCAGAGAGGAACGCCAUUUGCUUUUCAGCAAGAGAAGUAUGAACAAUUAAUGGAUGACGAUGCCAAGGAGGAGAGGAAAAAGAAGAAAAAAGAAAACUACAAAAAAGUGAAGAAGAAUGUUGGAAAAGCUCUUCGCAUCACCUGGAAGUGCUUUAUGCUUGGUCUCUACAAUUUUGCCCUUGGUUAUGCUGCCCCCGUCACAGUGACUGCUGCUUUUGGGCCGGACUCUAACCUUGGGAUAAACAGGACCUGAGCAGAGCGGCGUGGAUUUUUCCUGAUUUUUUUGAAAUUCUGCUGCAUAAAUGUACCAUUAUCCUGCAGAAACUGACCAAAGACUUUGCUCUUUCUAUGUUUUUUUUUUUUUAAUAGGCAUAAGUUGACUUUAUCACAGUGUACAGGUCAGAAAAAAAUAGUCUAUAUUUAGCCUUUCUGUCUAUACCAGAAUUUUAAUCAAAAAUCAUCAGUCAUUAUAAAAACUUAGAGGGUUUUUUCUAUUAAUUUUAAAAGUAAUGCAGGUGGAGUGUGGAUGUGUGCCAAAGGAAAAUUGCAUGUCAAGUGGGACUUUAACCAUUUUUGAUGCAUUUUUAGACGAAAAUAGGAAAAUGUAAAAUUGUUUUAAAGGAAUAUUAAAAUGUGAUACUUUGUUUGGAAAGGAUUCAUAAAACUGAAUGAACAUGUUUUAUUUCAUGAAUAGAUCUCUGUAUUUAUAUAAAUUUAUAGUUAAAGCACUUUCCAAACAGUGUUCUGUUUAAAUUCAAUAACUAAGCAAAAUAUUUUUUUUAUGUUUUAUUUUAUUAUUUUGACAAAACUUCCGGAAAUUUGGUGAAACUUCCGGAAGAUGUGCGGACGUCAUUCCACUUCCGCCGCUUUUCUUCCGUGUUCAUAUUUCAUUAAUAGGCUGUUCUCGCUGCUCCUUGACAAUUACCAGACAUAAUGGAAGAUAAGACAGAAAAUAUUAGUUCUAUUCCCAUCGACGGAUUCAGUAAUUUAAGGAUAACUUCGAUAUGGACAUUUCUACUUUCUGUGCAGUGGUCCGAGCCUUGGCUCAUUGGGCUUCUGCUGUUUCAUCUGUUGUGUUUGCUUUUGACUGUGGUGACCUGCAAGUAUUAUAAAGCUCAGAUCUGCCACUUCCUGCUCCUCGUUGGCCUUGUUUAUUGUGCUGAAUAUCUGAAUGAACUGGCAGCCAUGAACUGGAGGGCCUUUUCAAAUUUCCAGUACUUUGACUCCAAGGGAAUGUUCAUUUCAUUAGUCUUUUCCAUCCCUCUUCUAUUUAAUGCCAUGAUCAUUGUGGUGGUGUGGGUGUACCGGACGUUUUCCACCAUGACCGAACUGAAAACACUUCAGCUGAAGAGAGAGGCUCAGCGACAGAAAAGACAGAAGGAUGACUGACUCUUCUCCUAAAGGAGAAUCUUAGGAUCUCUCUUCUGCUAAUCGCUUAUAUUGCUGUUGUCUUUUUUUGGGGACUUGAAAAUGAAUUUUCUGCUCUUUCAAAGUUGAUAUGAAACAAUGCUGCUAUUAUUUGGGAAGUGGAGUUAUGGAGACCAAAAGAUGUUUAUAGUUUUCUUUUUUCAUUAUUCUUUUGUGUGUUAAACUUAAGAUAAAGGUCCUUUUUUUAUGGAA
Molecule: messenger RNA, 1855 nt
Organism: Oryzias latipes (Japanese medaka)
Lineage: Eukaryota; Metazoa; Chordata; Actinopteri; Beloniformes; Adrianichthyidae
Gene: tmem18
Product: transmembrane protein 18
Cellular component (GO): nuclear membrane
Source: RefSeq, a predicted model, not a curated record